UUCGACGACGGGUGAGACCCCCGCAAAUUAAAAACCAAAAGCUGCAAAACUAGACUCUGAUUUUAGACGGAAAUAUAUCGACUUUUACGUUUCAAACAAUAAGUGGAAUAUUUGAAAACAUGAAGAAAACGACCAUUUUCACAGGAUUGCUCUUCGCGGUUAUUUCAACGACGGUUGCUUUUAGCACCCGAACCAAUAAGUCCGCGUCCUCUCCUGUCACUUCUGUUCCUACGCGGUCCAAGAGGUGCCCACGAGCGUGCCAAUGUACUCCAAGUACCCUGACUGUGGAAUGCGCUUAUCAAAAUCUCUACCGAGUUCCCUACGGAAUACCGAAAUGGACUCGUACUCUGAUCUUAACCGGCAACCGAAUCUCGGUUCUCCCAAACAAAACAUUUAGACGGUUGGUUCAUUUAGAAGACUUAGAAGUUGAUGGAAACGAAAUAGAAACGGUUUCGGAUCGGGUAAUUCGAAAACUGAGGAAACUUCGAAAGCUCAAUCUGUCUUCUAACAAACUGGAAAGCAUUUCACCAACCUCGUUAAAUAAGUUGGGUAAACUUGAAACCCUGCUGGUGAACAACAACAAACUCGGCAAGUUGUCAAUUUCAACUUUUAGCGGCCUUCAACGUGUUACUGAGAUUGAUCUCAGUAAUAAUUUACUUCAAACGCUUGAAGUUGAAAUGUUCGAAAACUUGCACGAACUAAAGGAAGUCUAUUUUCACGGCAACCGAUGGCACUGCGACUGUCAGCUGAAAAACGUUGAACUUUCUUUAAGAAACAGAAACAUCAGAACCGGGUACAUGGUUUGCGACUCGCCUAGUGCAUUGACCAAACACCAUCUUCGAGACGUAGCGAGCAGUUCUGUAUGCGGGCCAGACUCCCAGCGAUUGAUUUCUAUUCUCCUUGGAGUUUUCUCUGGUUUGGUUACCGUUCUAUUUGCCAUAUUCAUGUGUAGACGGAGAACGGCAAAAGGAAUCGAGGCUUCUGAAACCACAGCGUCUGACAAAGCGGCAGUAGCUGAGAGCGAAGUACAUGCUGAUGAUACGUUUUCAAGAUGCAGCAUUAUUUCGGAAGAAUCCAACCGAAGCGACUUGUUCGUUGCAGCUGAUCUUCUCGGCUCUCCAAUUGAAAUUAGAGUAGAUGUCCUCAAGCCAUCGCCUGCAUUUAAAGGCAUCGACGAUUCAAGCAGCGAAAGCGAUUCAGAAUCAGUUUCCAGUCAGCCGCCGCCGUACGAACACGACUUGAAAACGAGCACUGAUGAUGUACUGAAAGAAAAAUGAUUCCACAAACGUCUAAACAUACAUGACGAGAAGUACUUCUAGUAGGGCAGAAGAGUACACCUUGGUACAUUUUCGUUUUUAAAACAGUAGUUUUCAAAGAAAAGUUGUACUUUUACAACCCGACAAAAAAGCCUUUUGUUCCUUAACUGAAAGUUCGUUUUCUUGCCACGCAU
Molecule: messenger RNA, 1450 nt
Organism: Ciona intestinalis (vase tunicate)
Lineage: Eukaryota; Metazoa; Chordata; Ascidiacea; Phlebobranchia; Cionidae
Cellular component (GO): plasma membrane
Molecular function (GO): protein binding
Source: RefSeq, a predicted model, not a curated record